Messenger RNA from Silurus meridionalis, 1997 nucleotides. It is a transcript of the gene tspan6, whose product is annotated as tetraspanin 7. Gene Ontology annotation, cellular component: membrane. The transcript has 8 exons. Lineage: Eukaryota; Metazoa; Chordata; Actinopteri; Siluriformes; Siluridae. The coding region runs from base 81 to 1010 and encodes 309 amino acids. The record is from RefSeq and is a predicted model, not a curated record.
GAAAUCAGGCUCCACUCUACUAAUUCCAAAAUGUCCUUCAUGUUCCACAUGUUCUUCCCUUCAUAUGUUCUUGGAGGAGUAUGUGUUCUGCAUUGCUCUCUCCUCACCCCGGAGCAAGAGCUUUUCACACACUCUUAGGACAUUUCCUUCCUUCUCGACACACACACACACACAACUUUCCAUUGGGAACAAUCUCAGUUUUUCCUCCCCCUUCUUACCAUCCGCUAAAUCAGCAACACGACUUUAAACUCGAAAUGUCUCCUCCAUCUCGAAGACUGCAGACCAAACCCGUUAUAACAUGUCUGAAAACCUUUCUGAUUUCCUACAGCCUUAUAUUUUGGUUCACAGGGGUGAUCCUGUUAGCAGUGGGGGUCUGGGGGAAGGUUAGUCUGGAGUCCUAUCUCUUGCUGGAGUCAGACAUGAGCACCAAUGCACCAUAUGUCCUUAUUGGCACUGGUGCAAUCAUCGUCAUCUUUGGCCUGUUCGGUUGCUUCGCCACCUGUCGCGGCAGUCCGUGGAUGCUGAAACUGUAUGCCAUGUUCCUGACGCUGGUGUUCAUGGCUGAACUUGUGGCAGGCAUUUCUGGCUUUGUUUUCAGACAUGAGAUCAAAGCAGUCCUUAAUGAUGUCUACUGGAAUGCUGAAAAAAAUUACAAUACUACAGAUGACAGAAACCAGGCAGUGGAUUCCAUGCAGAGAUCUCUGAAGUGCUGUGGUGUGUACAACUACACUAGCUGGGCACGGACAGAGUACUUCAAGCAGCAUGGCAUACCAUUAAGCUGCUGUUUGCCACUGGCUAACUGUACCGCAGAAAACCUCAAAGAUCUCAACCUGGCACAAACAGUGGUAUAUCAGCAGGGCUGCUUUUCUUUGGUGACAACUGUGAUGGAGUCUAACCUGGGAAUCAUUGCUGGGAUAUCUUUUGGAAUCGCAUUCUUCCAGCUUAUUGGUGUAUUCUUGGCGUGCUGUUUGUCACGCUACAUCACCAACAACCAGUAUGAAAUGGUCUAGGCAUUCAAGGAUGGAAACAUGGUCACCUAUGAUAGACGACACAAAGGGAAGCCAUAUAGUUUUAGAAUUGUUCUUCAUUUUAGAAAAUAUUCCAGCUACCUUUUUCUUUUUUUUUCCUGUUUUUUUUUUUAUAUUAAGUCUUGGUCCAUAGCAACUAGUUCGAAGGGAAGAAUUUCAUUUACUACACAGGGGAUCAUGUCUUUUGGCAGUUUUUCAUCUUGAUGCAAUUAUGUGCCUUUUGCAGUUGGUAAGUGGAAUUGCUGAAAAAGAUUCACAGAAAGAGAAGCAUGUGCAGAUCUUGUUCAGUGGGAACUUGACGAACUUGUGAACUCGAUGGUAUAUAAAUUGACUGACUUUUCUUUGUUAGUUGGUCUUAAUAUUAUACAGCUUAUUUUUUCAACUCAGUAAAUGGCAAAUUGUAUUUGCUAACAAAAGAUCAAAAUAAAUGAUCUUGAAUAGAGGGAAAAAUUCGAGGUUAUGUUGAUGUAUGGUGGCAUUGUCAAUUCAAGCUAUAUUUCAUGUGAUGUUGCCUUAUCAAACAAAUGCUGAGCUGCAGACCCUUCUUUUGGCUCACCAUUUAAUAAGAAUAUAAGGUUCAAUGACAUUAACACAGUGAUGUAUCAUAAUGAGUCAUUGUAUUAUAUAUGUAAUGGUUUUGUUCAUUGAGUGACUUUAUUAUUAUAAUGUAUUUAGUUUAUGCACAUUCCCUGCAACACAACAAAUGAGAGCACAUUUGUCCUGGUAGAGUAUUUACUCCAAAGUAAUUUGUUUCUCCUCUCUUUGUGUGAAACACUGGCAUUUCCAAGUUCGCUGGAGUGACACAUAACCUGAUUCUUACAUUUCAUUGUCUUGUAUGUCUGUUAACAUUUUAACGCAUAUCGUAUCUGUGUUGUGCUCUGUCAAUGAGCGUGCAGUGUUAAUUUCCUUACUUUAAGUUGUGUGAAAAGCAUGUAUUGUACAUCAUAAAGAAUAAACAAGUGUAAGUUA